GACGCAUGGUCUCAGGGUGAUCUUGCCAUAAAACGUAACCAAACGGCCGGAUCUGUCUUCUCUUACAACCUGUAGCUUUUUCUUAUCGAUCACUUAUUGUUCCUGGCUAUUUCAAAGUCGAAGCUGUGCAUACUAGUCAAUCCUUUACAGCUGAAACUCAUCCGUCCGAAAUCGACGAAUCGAAUUCCGCGUACUCCUUCUACUAUCUUCCAACGGACAACACUGCUUCAAAAUGACGUCCAAACUUGACGGGUUGAGUUUCCAAGAUAGCAGGACUCCGAAUCAUUGGAGCGAAAUUCCACUACAUGACCAACUUCCCCAGGCUGCAAACCAAGAUGCUGUCUUGGACACAUUUGACGAGACGUUCAGGGUUGAGUUUGAAGGCGACCAUGAUCCCUUUUCUCCAAGGAACAUGCCGCUCCUCAACAAGUGGUUGAUCGUGAUGGUCGUAUGUACAGCAACUAUAUGUGUAACCUGCACCAGUUCAAUCUACACGACUACAUACACCCAACUCGAGCGCGACUUUUCCGCAACGAGGAUAUCAUCUGUUCUCGGUCUUUCUACGUUCGUGCUGGGCAUAGCUUUCGGGCCCCUGCUUACUGGCCCAUUGAGUGAGCAUUACGGACGAAGGUUAAUCUACCUUGUCUCGUGGUCUAUGUUUGUAAUUUGGACCAUUCCAUCAGCUCUUGCGCAAAAUAUGCUCACUCUCAUCAUCACUCGCUUCUUCAACGGGUUCUUCGGGAGUGCCUUUCUCUCCGUUGCCGGUGGCACGGUUGGGGAUAUCUUCUCAAGGGACCAAUUGCAAAGACCAAUGGUCUUAGUGUCAUUGGCGCCCUUCAUAGGUCCCUCAAUUGGUCCUCUGCUGGGUGGAUUUAUCAACUCGUAUCUUCAUUGGAGAUGGACCUACUACCUCAUCCUUGUAUGGGCUACUAUAUUGCUCAUUGGUGUUGCUUUCGUUCCAGAGACAUUUCAUCCCAUUGUCUUGAGGAUCAAGGCUCGAAAGCUUAGAAGCGAAACAGGUGACGAUCGCUAUUGGGUAUCGUGCGGGCAAAUGAACAAGACGAGGUGGAAAACCGUUGCACUUACGCUGAUGCGUCCGUUUCAACUAUUUUUUCUCGAACCAAUGUGCUUGUGUUUGAAUCUUUACUCGGCCACCUUGUUGGGAAUUCUAUAUCUCUUCUUUGGAACUCUGCCUCAGAUAUUUCGGACAAACCAUGGCAUGAAUCUCUGGCAAAGUGGCCUUACCUUCCUCGGUAUUAUUGCUGGCAUGAUUGUCGCAGCAGCGACCAACCCGGUCUGGAUCCGCAUUCGGUUCUGGCUGCUGGACAAGCACAAAGGAACGCGGGCAUACGGACACAGUCAUCCUGAAUAUCAAUUACCACCCGCCAUUGCCGGUGGCGCCUUGAUACCCAUAGGUCUUUUUUGGUUUGCAUGGACUACGCAAGGAAAUGUCCAUUGGCUAGUACCAGUUAUGGGUUCCUCGCUAUUUGGUUGUGGCGUUAUAUUAGUCUUCAACGGGAUAUUUACAUUUCUGGUAGAGGCGUAUAGCAAUUAUGCUGCUUCAGCGCUUGCAUCGAAUAGUUUUGCAAGAGCCUCUAUCGCAGCUGCAUUCCCUCUGAUACAGCUCCCGAUGUAUGACAAAUUAGGCUAUCAUUGGGGUACGAGUGUGCUGGCGUUCAUGACAGUUGCCAUGAUGCCUUUUCCCUGGCUUUUCUUCAAGUACGGUAAGAGUCUACGAAGGAAAAGUCGGUUUGCAUCAUGAUGAGUCGAGGACAUGUCAAGGCUUCGUGAAAACCUUGUUAGC
Molecule: messenger RNA, 1804 nt
Organism: Fusarium oxysporum Fo47
Lineage: Eukaryota; Fungi; Ascomycota; Sordariomycetes; Hypocreales; Nectriaceae
Product: major facilitator superfamily domain-containing protein
Exons: 5
Coding region: 233-1762 (509 amino acids)
Biological process (GO): transmembrane transport
Cellular component (GO): membrane
Molecular function (GO): transmembrane transporter activity
Source: RefSeq, a predicted model, not a curated record